Gigantopelta aegis is the source of this 1512-nucleotide messenger RNA. RefSeq names its product E3 SUMO-protein ligase ZBED1-like. Bases 1 to 1512 code for a protein of 503 amino acids. Lineage: Eukaryota; Metazoa; Mollusca; Gastropoda; Neomphalida; Peltospiridae. The transcript has a single exon. Gene Ontology annotation, molecular function: protein dimerization activity. The record is from RefSeq and is a predicted model, not a curated record.
AUGAAAGAAGAACUGGUUCGCUUGUUAAACAAACAGAUCGGGGUGGCACUUACGUGUGACCACUGGACAAGCUGUGCUGUCGAGGGAUACCUCACUGUUACUGCUCAUUUUGUUGAUGACGAAUUUUACUAUCACAAUUGCGUACUAGCAACACGUCAAACAACAGAACGACACACAGGGAUGAACAUAGCUCAAGAUCUAAAAGCUGUUAUCAGUGAGUUUGGUAUUGAGAAAGAGGGAGUAACUGCUGUGGUCUCUGACAAUGCGUCUAACAUGGUUGCAUGUAUGGAGCAAAUGGAUGGAAUUAUGCACAUACGGUGUUUUGGACACACCCUCCAGCUGUCAAUUAGAGGCGCAUUCGAUAACAUACCAUCAAUUUCAGGUACAAUCGUCGCUGGUAGAAAGCUUGUAUCAUACUUUCGCCGAUCAGUUGUCGCUAACAACGAAUUGAAAGUCCGCCAAAAACAAAUGCACUUACCAGAACAUUCACUGAUAUUAGACUGUCCAACGCGUUGGAACUCGACAGUUGACAUGUUUGAACGACUGAUUGAACAACGUCUAUCUGUCUAUGCUGUCGUACACAACAUGAAAAGUCCAGGUGAUGCCCAAAUACUCGAUCUAACCGACAGUCACUGGACCAUCAUAGAGGGGAUGAUACCUGUACUGAAGCCACUCUAUAUGGCCACACGGAUCAUGUGCUCAGAAGAGUAUCCGACCAUUAGUGGACUCUAUCCUAUCCUCUAUAGCUUGAAAAACCACCAUCUUCUGGUAAAAGACACUGACUGUGUCAGUGUGGCGACUUUCAAAGAAAAGUUACUCGCAGACAUUGACAGACGUUACAGUCUCAACGACGACAAGAUACUGAGCAGCCUUACUAUGCUUGCUACUUUCCUUGACCCAAGAUACAAAAAUCUGCCAUUUCUAUCUGAUGAGCAAAGAGAAACUGUGAAAGCUAAUGUUCUGUCCGGUGUGAAUGCACUGCAAAUUCCCAAUGAUUAUCAAAACAGCCCCUCCCAAAUAGAUGCAUCCACGAGCGCUUCGCCUACGGUUUCUGCAGAUGCUGAUGGAAUUGAGCCCUGUUUGAAACAUGCUAAAAUGUCGCAACAUGAAGUGUCAUUCCUGCUCGGGCCUUAUUUUAAAACAGAAGAGUGUGAGAUCAUUGUUCCAACGUCAAGUAGUGAGGAGUUGGCUCUUUACAUGACCGUGAAGCCAAUCAGCACAAACAAGAAUCCGUUUGAUUGGUGGAGACUGAAUAAAACGGUGUAUCCAACACUAGCUGUACUUGCGAGACGUGUUCUGUCUGUGCCCGCCACGUCCGUCCUCUCAGAACGUGUUUUCUCAGUUGCAGGCGGAACUGUUACAAAACUGCGUGCUUCUCUCGAUUCAGAUUCGGUCGACAAGCUUAUAUUUCUGAAUAAGAGAAUCCGCGAUAAAAAUGUCCAACAAGAAAAAGCUGUUCAAGAGUCUGCCGCCACCACCCUUGUGAAACAGGAGCCAGACCGUUUCGUUUAA